GCAACCUCACUUACAGAGAGCGAGUGGAAGAAAGAGGAGGACGACGAGGGAGAUGAACUGAGGAAAAAACGACAGAAGAAGGAGAUGAAAGAAACACAGAGAGUUGAAAACAACAUGGACAAGGGCAGCAACAGAAAGAUCUAAACAAAAGAGUGCAAGCCAGCAAAGAUUUUCCACCUGAAGAGGCACUUUUUAGGAUUUAUAGGAAGGUGAACUGAAGGUUUGCAGGGAUUUAUCAACAAAAAGCACCUUCAGAUUUGGGAACAAGGUUGGACCACUGCUUUUCAGAGUUUAAAAGAAAGGUUAGGAAAAGCCUGCAUCUCUGCAUUUUCCCAUGAUUCCUUUCAGUUCUCUGAGCAUGCUUCCUCUGCUGUCACUGUAUGUGGGAGCGCUGCUGUCCUCAGAUGCAUCUCCAGCCUGCGUCCAUCCUCCCUGCAGGGACACUCUGGUGGCUGCACCCAUCCCACCAGGGACCGGAGCAGGAGUGGGUAGCGGGGCCUGCGAGGGUCAAACUGGGACAAGGUUCUGCAGGAUGGGAGUUUCACUUCCAGCCAUUUCAGAUGCACCUCGGAGGGUGGAGCACAGGCAAGAUUUUCCCCAGGUUCAGUAUAAGGCUGGAGGUGUCAAAGAGCGUCUGGUUCAGCUGCAGCGCUGCAUGCGCUCUCUCCAGGAAACAGGGGGGCCCUGGAGUCACGGGGGCCAGGAGAGCAACUCUCUCGGGGCCAUCCUGGCUUUAAUGGCAGCUGUGCUGACAGAGUGUGACCUCCACUGUCACAGCCAGGCCCUUGGGGCGAUGGCCAAACGACUGGAGAGCGCAGCAGUGGGAAGAGAGGGGGAGAAGGACCUGCUGCUGUUCCUGAAGAGCAUCACACAGCAUCCACCCACAGUUGCCCCCGUGGAGAGGUUACAUCCUCAGGACUGUGCAGAGAUAUACAGACUCGGCAUCAAAGAGAAUGGAAUCUACACCAUCCAGCCUGACCUGCACGGGCCGGCGCUGGAGGCUAAAUGUGACAUGGAGUCGGCGGGUGGUGGGUGGACAGUGAUCCAGAAUCGGCAGGACGGCUCUGUGGACUUCAACAGAACAUGGCAAGAGUACCGGGAGGGUUUCGGCAGUCUGCAAGGAGAACACUGGCUGGGCAAUGCAGCGCUGCACGCCCUCACCUCCACCGGCCAGCACCAGCUCCGCAUCGAGCUGGAGGACUGGCAUCAACAGAAGCGCCAGGCCACCUACAGCAACUUUAAAGUGGCCUCAGAGGCACAGAGGUAUCGUCUGACAGCCAGGGAGUACUCUGGUGAUGCAGGCAACGCUCUGAGCUACAGUAAGCGUUACAACCACGACGGCAGAUCUUUCAGCACCGCUGACAGAGACCACGACCGUUACACAUCUGGAAACUGUGGUCAGUACUAUGGUGCAGGCUGGUGGUUUGAUGCCUGCCUGGCUGCUAACCUGAAUGGACGGUAUUACCGAGGGCGCUACAGUGGGGUGACCAACGGCAUCUACUGGGGGACGUGGUACAUCCUGACAGACGGACGAACUGGAGAAAGAUACUCCUUCAAGAGGGUGGAGGUGAAGACGAGACCCAAGAACUUUGUGGGAGCACACUAAAGACUCACAGCUCAUAGUGGGAGAUUUUCUGCACAGUAGACUACAGUAAUAAUCACACCAGACACUGAUGAAAAACCUGUUUUGCAUAGUUUUGAUUUAAUAGAUGUCUUAGACACUGUCUGUGCAUCACUGUUGUUAGAGCAGCUUUUGUGCCACUUAUCACCUACAUGCAAAUGGCAGCUAAUACUGUUUGAAGACUGUUUGAAGCUACACUUUUGUUCUCGAUGGGGUUUCUCAUUGUGAUGCUUCAUAAGAGUGAAACAAAGAAAUGCAUAUUUGAAAACA
Acanthochromis polyacanthus (spiny chromis) is the source of this 1891-nucleotide messenger RNA. RefSeq names its product fibroleukin. Bases 335 to 1606 code for a protein of 423 amino acids. The record is from RefSeq and is a predicted model, not a curated record. The transcript is spliced from 6 exons. Lineage: Eukaryota; Metazoa; Chordata; Actinopteri; Pomacentridae.